Molecule: messenger RNA, 434 nt
Organism: Rhagoletis pomonella (apple maggot)
Lineage: Eukaryota; Metazoa; Arthropoda; Insecta; Diptera; Tephritidae
Gene: RpL30
Product: 60S ribosomal protein L30
Cellular component (GO): cytosolic large ribosomal subunit
Molecular function (GO): structural constituent of ribosome; RNA binding
Source: RefSeq, a predicted model, not a curated record
AUUUCCAUCUGACUUUGUAUUUAUACUAAGAGAACUGCAAUCAUGGUUGCCGUCAAAAAACAGAAAAAGGCUUUGGAAAGCACCAACUCCCGUUUGGCCUUGGUGAUGAAGUCUGGCAAAUAUUGCUUGGGUUAUAAACAAGCUUUAAAAACCCUGCGUCAAGGCAAAGCGAAAUUGGUGCUGAUUGCCAGCAACACUCCAGCUUUGAGGAAAUCAGAGAUUGAGUACUACGCUAUGUUGGCGAAGACCGAAGUUCAACAUUACAGUGGCACCAACAUCGAAUUAGGUACCGCUUGCGGUAAAUAUUUCCGUGUGUGCACCAUGUCCAUCACUGAUCCUGGAGAUUCGGACAUCAUUCGAUCGCUGCCAGACAAUUAAAUCAUCACUGAAGAUGAUAUUUUUUAUAUAAUAAAAACAAAAUCAUAAACAAUCCA